This is a messenger RNA of Stegodyphus dumicola, 1122 nucleotides long. Its product is annotated as calcyclin-binding protein. Gene Ontology annotation, molecular function: tubulin binding; S100 protein binding; ubiquitin protein ligase binding. The record is from RefSeq and is a predicted model, not a curated record. Gene Ontology annotation, cellular component: nucleus. Gene Ontology annotation, biological process: heart development. NCBI's taxonomy places the organism in Eukaryota, Metazoa, Arthropoda, Arachnida, Araneae, Eresidae.
GCUAGAAUAAUGGCAAUAACAUUAACCGUGUAAGGUGCGCAGAGUCGUUGUACGUAUUUGCUUACUGCAAGCACGUUUUUGUAUACGCAUUGUCCUCGUUGUUUAUCAUUAUAAUAUAUUAAACUAUUGUUUUAGAAUUAAUCAUGUCUGCUGCAGAGAAUUUCCGACGAGAUGCAGAGGAACUUUUCCGAUUGUCUCAGUUAACUCAGAUCGAAAAUGUGCAACGUAUACUCCACAAUGAAGCCGAGAAAUUAAAGCAGUUGGCAGAUUUGGAGGAAAAAUCAAGUCAAGGAGCAGAGUCGAGAUCUGCGCGACCUGUUACUUAUACAUGUAAAAUAAUUAAUUAUGCUUGGGAUCAGUCAGACAAAUUUCUUAAAAUAUAUGUUACCUUAAAUGGUGUACAUAAUUUUCCAAAAGAAAAUGUUACUGUAGAAUUUGGUCCCAAAUCAUUUGAACUUCAAGCUCUUGGGCUAGACAAGAAAAAUAAUGUGUUGACAAUUAAGAACCUGCUGCAUGAAAUCAUUCCUAGUAAAAGUUACUAUAAGGUAAAGACAGAUAUGGUUGUGUUGUAUUUAAAAAAAAAAUCUUCAGACAAUUGGACAUAUGUUACUGAAUCUGAGAAGAAAUCAAAAGAACAUAAAGCUCCAAAAUAUAAUAAAGAUGAAGAUCCUAGCCAGAGUUUAAUGAAUCUGAUGAAGCAGAUGUAUGAAGAUGGUGAUGAUGACAUGAAAAGGACCAUUGCUAAAGCUUGGACUGAAGCUAGAGAUAAAAAAUCCCCUGAUGAAAUAUUGUAACGAAUAAGGAAGGUGGAAUGUGUAUAUGAUGUUUAUAACUGAUUCAUACAGUAGUUAAAGCUAUUAAAAUAUUUGUCAAUGUUUGUGUUAAGUAAAUCAUGCUUAGUUAAAGCAUUUUUACAUCUGAUUCAUAUCUUGCUAAAUUUAAGGUGUACAUAUUGUUUUUGAUUUUUCAAUAUUUCUUUCAUCAACCAAUAUUUAUAUUUUCUCUGAAUAUUUAGCUUUAUAUGAAACAGGUCAAUUGCUUCAGAGAAACUAAAUACCUUCAGUUGUAAAUUCUCAUAUGCUAUUGUCAAAAUUUAAUAAAAAUUAGUAUUUUAACUGUACA